Messenger RNA from Prunus dulcis (almond), 1148 nucleotides. Its product is annotated as CASP-like protein ARALYDRAFT_485429. The record is from RefSeq and is a predicted model, not a curated record. Gene Ontology annotation, cellular component: membrane. Lineage: Eukaryota; Viridiplantae; Streptophyta; Magnoliopsida; Rosales; Rosaceae. The transcript has 3 exons. The coding region runs from base 417 to 875 and encodes 152 amino acids.
AAUACCGCACACCCAACCCAACCCAUCCUGCCGGAGAAGAACAUAACCAUUAUGCCCUCAAGAGGAAGAAGAUGCCAAAGCCAAAGCCAAAACCCACCCAAAGCUGCGUACCCCUUACGUCCCUUUCUUUCACUAUUUUUCUUUUUUUCUAUUCUUAAAAACAAUCCUUUUCUUUCACAAUUCACCAAAACGGUUCAUAUACUUGUUGCCGUUUUCCCAGCUCUUCCGCGAGUCUUUUUCUUCUCUCAAAACCCAAUUCCCGUUUCCCGCAAUUAGCUGGGAUUUCAUUUUCUCAUAUCCAUUUUGUUCAUUUCCCAAUCUCUCUUUCAUUGGCAAUAAGAAUUUGGUCAUGUGGCUGAAUCUUGAAUUACCAUGAAGGGUCCUUGUAGAGAAGGCUAUUGCUGCUGCAUGCAAGCAUGGACGAAUUGCCAGGGUCAUUGGGCACCAGUGCCAGCUUGGCUCUGCGCUUCGGCCAGACCAUCUUCUCCACUGCCUCCCUUCUCUUCAUGUGCUUGGACAUCCAGUUCUACAGCUACACAGCUUUCUGUUAUUUGGUGACAGUAAUGGGUUUGGUAGUUCCAUGGGGCAUGACUUUGGUGAUAGCGGAUGCCUACUCUGUCUUUGUUAAAUGUUUGCCUCGUCAACCAAGAAUACUUAUAAUCAUCAUUCUAGGAGACUUGGCCUUAUCGUAUCUCUCACUCGCUGCAGCCUGCUCGACGGCGAGUACCACAAAUCUCCUACUUGAUUCCGAUGAAUCGUACUGCCCGGCAAAGUUAUGUACUAGAUAUCAGUUAUCCGCUGCAAUGGCUUUCCUUUCUUGGUUCCUUUCACUCGGUUCCGCUCUGUUCAAUCUUUGGCUUCUUCCUUCUUUGUAAAGAUCCGGUGCCUGUUGUGAUAUACGGCAAAUGAACUCUGCCAAGAUUAAAAGAAUUAUGUCAAGUGCAGAAAUUUUGGGAGAAACAAAUGGGGUCGUUGUGAGAUGAAGCUUAAAGAUUUUCAAAGUUAUUCUAUUGAAUUGUAUUUUAUUGAACAAAUAGAAGAAGAAAAAAAAAAAUUCAACUUUUUUUGGUUUGCUUGUAUAUGGUAACAUUUAUACCUGAAACCCUACUCCUCAAAUCUUCAUACGUGCAAAUUCCCACCUUGUGUAA